Messenger RNA from Entamoeba invadens IP1, 1434 nucleotides. RefSeq lists its product as hypothetical. The record is from RefSeq and is a predicted model, not a curated record. NCBI's taxonomy places the organism in Eukaryota, Evosea, Mastigamoebida, Endamoebidae. The coding region runs from base 1 to 1434 and encodes 477 amino acids. The transcript has a single exon.
AUGCCGGACUUUGUGGUAUUAAACAUGAAUUCAUCAUUUGCAACAAUAUCUAAUUAUUCUCUUUGUUACGACAAAAUUCCGAACUUUGAACACCUUAUACACGGUUAUGACAUUCAAUCUCUCUGUUUUGUACACCCCGAAUUUUUCAUUGUCAACAAAAGUUCAUUAUUUCUCAAUAGAUGUGGAGAAUGGCUCCAGUUAAUAGGUCCAAGCGAAAAUGUUGUUAAUUGUAUGAUCGCCGGUUCAGCCGAAAUUACUUCAGACGGGUCGACUUAUUCAAUUGAAAGGAGGACAAUAGGUGUGUUCGAAAAUAUAUACAAAAGACUGACUUCUGGUGUGGAUAACAAGCAAAAUUUUAUAACACAAGUAACAAUGUUUGAAGUCGCUUUUGACUUAGGGCUUCCACCUUCACUCUAUGUGAUAAAUCGAAAUAAAACGAGUGUUACAUUCCAAUUUACUGAUCACAACAAACCAGCUGAAAAGAUAGGAGUUGAAUACCAAAAUAAAGUAACAACUUAUUGGAAAAAAAUUGAUGACAUGUUUGUGAUACCUUUAAUUAAAGAUAAAGUGAACAUACAAAUGGUUUCAUACGAUGACGAAAAAAUAAGAUUCAAAGGAAUUAAUCUCAGUGAAGAAAAUUCGUUUACUGCUGCGGUGCGAUAUAUUUCAGUGGACACAAAACCAUGUAAGUACAUAACAGACACCCAAGUGUUCAAUUCAAGUGCUUUUGAUGAGGAUAAGUUGACAUACCAAAAAUGGCAAGUUUGGACUAUCAAUGAAAAAUUGGAAGGACACAUGUUCGAAUGGGGAAAGAACGAAGUAUCGUUUAUAGCAGAAGGAGGAAAUAUAACUCUAUGUUUCUUCUAUGCAAAUUCAUUCAGAAUUCAGAAGGAUUUUAAAGAGAUGGUAGUCGUUUUUGAUACUGAUGGAGAUUAUGAAUUUAUUAUUACGCAUAUUUUACAAGACACUUCUGUGACAGAAUUAAAUUUUGAUACGAUCAAAUUGAUUCAGGCCGGACUCCCAACAAAAUAUCAAAGAAUUAAUGGGGGGAAAACAAUCGAAUUAAGAAUAGCGUUUAAUUUAAAAACAAAAUUAUUUGCAAAUGUUGUGACAAUCACUCAGAAAUUCAGUAAAGGUUCUCAUGUAGUAUUGAAAAGUGCUUAUUUGAUUAGAGAAGAAGAACUUGUAGACACCGAUAAAUGCAAUUCAACUUCUUUUGAUUGCUUAUUUACUGAAUGCACAAUCAGCAACGAAUCAUAUCCAAAUGGUGACUCCCCUUUCCAAAAAGCAUGCGAACCGGCAUGUGGAGUGUGUCGAGAUGGAUUUGUAUGUUCGACUGCUGGGAAAUGUAUUGUCGAACCCUCAUUUAACAUAAGAGAUUAUAGUAUAAAGACAGCUGUAGUCUUUUUGUUAUUAGUGAUAUUUUUGUUAUAA